UCUAAUCUACGUUUGUGUUGGUUAUCGAGAUAUUAAAUUUAAUGGAUUGAAGGCGCACUUACUGUGCUGUAGGCUUUUAAAUAUAAGUGAUUAAAUAGAAGUGUUUAAAAUGAAUAGCGUUUCAGUCUUAAUAAAGGAGUCUAUUCCAAAUUAUUUAACUGGCUUGCCAAUACCAGAAUCCUUUGACGGAUGGUUUCGUUUAAGCUUUCGUGACUGGCUAGCUUUGUUGCCUCCUACACUAGCCAUAGGUGGUCUGUCAUAUGUAUCAUAUCAAACUGUGAAAAAAGCAAGACAAGGCAAUGGAAUGAUGAACCAUUCAAUACAGAAAGAUCAGCGAAUAGUUGUAGAUUUUAUAGAUAUUGAAGAUAUAUCAGAUAAAGCACCAUUGUGUAGGUGCUGGAAAAGUAAAAAGUUCCCUUAUUGUGAUGGCUACCACUAUGCACAUAACAUCAUGACUGGGGACAACACUGGACCUGUUUUAGUGGGAUAUAGGGAAGAAUUAAAAUAAAUAUUACAAGCAUAAUAGCCCUACAUUUGAGAUGAUCUUGUUGGUAUUGAGCAGUAUUUAUUUACACUAAGGAGUUAUCUUUAAAGCACUUAUAAUGUUAACUACCUUUUUAAAAUGUUCCAUAACAGUUGCCCGCGAC
Molecule: messenger RNA, 647 nt
Organism: Zerene cesonia (dogface butterfly)
Lineage: Eukaryota; Metazoa; Arthropoda; Insecta; Lepidoptera; Pieridae
Product: CDGSH iron-sulfur domain-containing protein 2 homolog
Exons: 3
Coding region: 110-508 (132 amino acids)
Biological process (GO): regulation of autophagy
Cellular component (GO): intracellular membrane-bounded organelle; mitochondrial outer membrane
Molecular function (GO): 2 iron, 2 sulfur cluster binding
Source: RefSeq, a predicted model, not a curated record